UGGUGACAUGUGAGGGAGGGGGAAACGGUUAAAAAUCGCAUUUUUGAAUUUUUUGUUGCUUUUGAGUUUUGUUAUUUGGUUUCAUCUACAUCUAUCCCUUUGAACUCGAUUCUCAAUCUAAUUAUGGGUUCUUGCAAUAAACAGAAAUCUAUAGCAAUAAACUUAGAUAUUGGAGAUCAGUUAACUUCUAUAUCAUGUGGUCAUGUAGUCGUGGAACUCAUAAAAUUCAUCGCUUACCAGAGGUUACAAAUACCGUACACUUACCAGUGGUUGAAACAAAUAGUAACAAAAAAGAAGAUGUGUGAGGACGAAGAAAAGAAGGACAGCUUUCAGUCUGAGAGGCAUUUUAGGAUAGCAUCGACCGCACUCGAUAAUUUGGACUUUAUUUUGAAGAGCUUAUUGGCAGAGAUAGGCGGUCCUUCAACUCCAGAAGAAGUUUGCAUAGCUCUGGGUGCUACUCCAGUGACGUGUAAGGAGGUGUACAGAUUAAUUCUGCCCUCCGCCGUCCAUAAACCACAGUGCCAUUCUCCUCAUAUUGCCAAUGACCAGAAGAUCCAGCGUAAUGUGUUCAGAACUCUGGUGACAUCAGAGACUUUGAGUCAAGUUUUCUUCAGUUCCUUGCCGCCAACUAACAUGUAUGUGUUCAUAAAAAAGAAGAAUGUGAGCAAUCAAGAUGAAGUGGUGAACCCAGAUAACUUUGUUCUCACAAGUGGCUGCAGAAUACCCAGAAAUUCUCGGAUUGUCACACUGGAUUUUAGAAGUCCGAAUACAGAAAAUAUCUCAUGUUGUAAUGACUUCCAUGUGUUUGGUGAUGCCAUCAGUAACAAUUUAGAAAACCUACAAAUUCAAGAGAAUGUUGAUGACUAUGAAGAAGAAUUUAACGAAAUUGAAUCUACUGACAGUUUGAAAUGGUAUCAAUCUUCGUACGUAAUGAAAGGUUUCAAAGACUGCACAGUAAAUGGAAGUUCAGUUACAAAUUCAUGGUUGGAGUCUUGAUGUAAGUAAAUUAAUACUUAGCUCUUAAGUAGGACCAAUUACAUACAACUUUGUUAGAAAACUUUUUAUUGCUCAAUUUUUAUUAAUACAUAUUGACUGAUGUUAUAUUGAUUUUCUAUUAACAUUUAUAUAAGAGCUUAUUAUGUAAUAGCUAAUUUUAUUUCAAGUU
Ostrinia furnacalis (Asian corn borer) is the source of this 1165-nucleotide messenger RNA. RefSeq lists its product as uncharacterized. The record is from RefSeq and is a predicted model, not a curated record. Gene Ontology annotation, cellular component: nucleus. Gene Ontology annotation, biological process: regulation of exit from mitosis. NCBI's taxonomy places the organism in Eukaryota, Metazoa, Arthropoda, Insecta, Lepidoptera, Crambidae. The transcript has 3 exons. The coding region runs from base 124 to 996 and encodes 290 amino acids.